This is a messenger RNA of Durio zibethinus, 940 nucleotides long. RefSeq names its product eukaryotic translation initiation factor 5A-2-like. NCBI's taxonomy places the organism in Eukaryota, Viridiplantae, Streptophyta, Magnoliopsida, Malvales, Malvaceae. The record is from RefSeq and is a predicted model, not a curated record. Gene Ontology annotation, molecular function: translation elongation factor activity; ribosome binding; RNA binding. Gene Ontology annotation, biological process: positive regulation of translational elongation; positive regulation of translational termination.
AGACAGCAUAUUCCUCAUUAUCCAUCCAGAAUUUUCCUCUCCCGUCCAUUUAUCGUAAUCCAAUCACCGCUAAAAAGCAACGGGGAAGAAAGGCCCUGAGACCCACCUUUACUCGGACAAAGGAUAACGACGAAUAAAAUUGAAAACCCUAAUUCCUAACUAUUAAAACAUAUCAAAACCGUAUCUCUUCCUAUCUGCGCCGCCUCCAUUUUCAGCUUUUGCCAAACACACAAAAAAGAAAAAAAGAAAAUUUGAAACCCUGAAAUGUCGGACGAGGAACACCAUUUCGAAUCCAAGGCUGAUGCCGGUGCCUCCAAAACCUACCCUCAACAGGCUGGUACCAUCCGUAAAAACGGCUACAUCGUCAUCAAGGCCCGUCCCUGCAAGGUUGUUGAAGUUUCCACCUCCAAGACUGGGAAGCAUGGUCAUGCUAAGUGUCACUUUGUUGGAAUUGACAUUUUCACUGCUAAGAAGCUGGAAGAUAUUGUUCCCUCUUCCCACAACUGUGAUGUUCCACAUGUUAAUCGUACUGACUAUCAGUUGAUUGACAUUUCUGAGGAUGGAUUUGUGAGUUUGCUGACUGAAAGUGGAGACACUAAAGAUGAUCUGAGGCUCCCAACUGAUGACAACUUGUUGAAACAGAUCAAGGAUGGUUUUGCUGAAGGGAAAGACCUGGUUGUGUCUGUUAUGUCUGCAAUGGGGGAGGAACAGAUCUGCGCUCUCAAGGAUAUUGGUCCAAAGUAGUUUGAGAUUGAUUGAUAUGCAGCCUGUUAUUGCAAUUUUAAAUGGAAAGAUUUUCGUAAGACCUUUAAUAGCUUCCCUCUCCAAGACUUGGUUUGUUUGGAUGGGUUUUUAUGCUUGGUCUGGAUACGAAAAACACAUAAUUACUAUUAGUUUGUGCUAUGGUUUACUGUUCUCUUUUCAAGUCCUUUUCCUACAA